CCUUAAACACACACACACACACACACUGAAGAAGUACAGGGACCCAGAUAAAUGGCUGACAAACAGAUCAGUUUGCCUGCAAAGCUAAUUAACGGCGGUGUGGCAGGACUGAUCGGCGUUACCUGCGUGUUUCCCAUCGAUCUGGCCAAGACUCGCCUUCAGAACCAGCAGAAUGGAUGCCGUCUCUAUACCAGCUUGUCAGACUGCCUUAUUAAGACCAUCCGCUCGGAGGGAUACUUCGGCAUGUACAGAGGUGCUGCGGUGAACUUAACUCUUGUCACUCCAGAAAAAGCCAUCAAGCUUGCAGCAAAUGAUUUCUUCAGAUUUCACCUCUCUAAGGACGGGCAGAAACUCACUCUCCUGCGAGAGAUGCUGGCCGGCUGCGGGGCGGGAACAUGUCAGGUCAUCGUUACAACACCGAUGGAGAUGCUAAAGAUUCAGCUGCAAGAUGCUGGAAGAAUCGCGGCCCAGAGGAAGCUCAUGCCUCAGGCUGUGACCCCCGGGGGCCCCGUAGAGCUGAAGUCCCCCACUGCUAUGCAACUCACCAGAGAACUGCUGAAGGAAAAGGGCAUCGCGGGUCUCUACAAGGGCCUGGGAGCCACGCUGCUCAGGGAUGUCCCGUUUUCUGUCAUAUAUUUCCCUCUGUUCGCUAAUUUGAAUAACCUGGGUAAGAAAGGAGGCGAGGGUCCCGCACCGUUCUACGUGUCGUUCCUCUCGGGCUGCGCUGCGGGGAGCACGGCUGCGGUCGCUGUCAACCCUGUGGACGUGAUAAAGACGAGACUACAGUCGCUAACACGAGGAAGUCAAGAGGACACUUACAGCGGGGUGACGGACUGCAUCAGGAAGAUAUUACGCAACGAAGGCCCGACUGCUUUCCUGAAGGGUGCGUACUGUCGAGCUCUGGUCAUCGCGCCGCUCUUCGGCAUCGCUCAGGUCGUCUACUUCCUCGGCGUGGGCGAAUACAUCUUGAGCUGUCUGCCCAAACAGAACAACUAACCCAUCA
Messenger RNA from Rhinichthys klamathensis goyatoka, 1003 nucleotides. It is a transcript of the gene slc25a22a, whose product is annotated as solute carrier family 25 member 22a. Gene Ontology annotation, molecular function: L-glutamate transmembrane transporter activity; L-aspartate transmembrane transporter activity. Lineage: Eukaryota; Metazoa; Chordata; Actinopteri; Cypriniformes; Leuciscidae. Gene Ontology annotation, biological process: aspartate transmembrane transport; L-glutamate transmembrane transport; malate-aspartate shuttle. The coding region runs from base 52 to 996 and encodes 314 amino acids. The transcript is spliced from 10 exons. The record is from RefSeq and is a predicted model, not a curated record.